AAAGGUUGGCUUACCAUUAAGCUGAGCAUUACCUAGUUAAGUUAUUGCAGUGGUUAAUAUCUUCAAGAAUAAUAAUAACAAUCGAAUAAUCCAAAUCAAAACUCUCUUUCAUUCUAAUAUUUGAUACCUUUACUACAGUUUCUUUCCUUGAUCUCAAUUCAACUUCACCAACCUGCGAGGCUUCGAGCUCUGGCACCAUCAUCAUACUACUAUCUAGCCCGAAAUCAUGGCGACUAAUCCAAGUCAAUACUUCCUCCUUGCGGAUCACAUAAAACUAUCAUUGCUGGAAAGACAACGUGCUAUCUCCUUGAAUUUGGAACCAACAUCUCAAGAUGGUCAUAUUUCACGAUCAUUAGAAUCUUUACGUGAAGGCUUGGAGAAUAUAAGGAAUGAGACGAUACGAUUGGAAGAAGCCGGGGAGACAUCGUAUGUUGGAUUUAUUUAUUCCCACCAGAAUGGCAUAUAUGUCUGAUUACAUUCUUUCAAUUCGACCUUGAACUACAUCUGCGCAUCCUAUAAGUUUUGCGCAGCACAUAUCCUCUUGCGCAUAAACUAACAAGUCUCCAGCCAAUCCCUCACUCUCAAAGAAACUGAAAAUACCCUUCGAUCCCAGUACGACGAUUUAGCAUCCCAAUUCCUAGGCCAUCCUACCUCCAGUACCUCGUCAACACUCUCUCAUCCCAAUGACCCCUCCCUAUCCGACGACUUCGCCCGAGCAACCGAACGCCCGAGGGUAGGAUCCUCAUCAUCCUUCCUCAAGAAGUCACUGCGCAACUCAAACGUCACACCAUCUUCCAAAUCAGUCCGCUUCAGCGACUCCCCCUCAAUCCAAGGAGCCGACGACCCCUCCCGCGCAGCACUCUUUCCCUACCGCGAUGACCCCACUUCCGGUCCACCCGAUCAAAGCCAUCUAGAUAACCAACAAAUUCACACAUAUCACACUCGAGUUCUCGCCGAGCAAGAUGAAGCACUUGAUAGACUUGGGGAAAGCAUUGGGAGACAGAGAGAGCUCAGUAUACAAAUAGGUGACGAAUUAGAUGAGCAUGUACAGAUGUUGGAUGAGGUAGACAGAAAUGUGGAUCGACAUCAAACUAGACUGAACAAAGCGCGAAAGAAUCUAGGAACAGUAGCGAGGAAAGCAAAAGAUAAUAUGCAAAUGACUAUUAUUUUGAUCUUGAUCAUUAUACUAGUCUUGUUAAUCAUCAUAUUAAAGUAGAUGUUGAGUACAAACAAGCUGGUGUAGGACAACUUAGCAAACAUGAUGAGCAUAAAGCGCAGGGAAUCGGAGUAUGGAGUGCAAAGGGAAACAGAGGAAGAUGGAAAGAGGUUUUCUGUAGAAUACUUACUCACUUGGCUCCUUGAAAUAUUCAUAUUAAUGGCUGGCUACAUGGGUUAACUACCAGAGCAGUUAGCAUUUGGAAUGUCUUUAAAUUUCUGGAGCUGGGGCGUUGGUGGCUUUGUAAGAUUUUGUUCGAUAAGUAUAUACAUAUACACAUACAUCUCAGAAU
This is a messenger RNA of Sclerotinia trifoliorum, 1508 nucleotides long. Lineage: Eukaryota; Fungi; Ascomycota; Leotiomycetes; Helotiales; Sclerotiniaceae. The record is from the annotation of a GenBank genome assembly.